CAAAUCACAACUCACAGACACAGUCCAUAACCAUUUUUAUCUCCCCUUCAGUCGUCUCGGGAAAGAUCGGGCAGUCGGUGAAUUCUAAGUCUAACAGAGGAAUUUUUCCCGGCGCCUAAUCCUAAAACCCUAAACCCUCUCAGACAAAUCGAGACGCCCAAUUCCAAAACUUUCGAAAGCUCCAUUCCUCUUCUCUUCUUCCACUGAAACAUCAAUGGCUUCCUUCGGCACCAAAUUCGUCUCCAGAUCAUCCCUAUCCUCCAUAAAAUCUGCCCUCAGAUCCGCCGCUGCAAAAUCCAGAUCAACCAGCUCUACCUCAUCCUUCGCUAGCACUUCUUCUUCUGCUACUCCUAUUCGCCGCUUCUCCAUCUCCAGGAUUCCCUCGGAGUUGGGAUGCGCGGCGUCUUUGCUGCCCCUGCAUAGCGCGGUGGCGACGGCGAGGAUGACUUCAUGCUUGAGCACGACUUCGAGGAGUGGCCGUGCUCUCUCCCAGGGUACACUCUGCUGCACCUAUCCCGGCCUCUAGUAGCUACAUUGCUAAGAAAAAGCUUUUAUUAGUACUACUACUCUCUCUUGACUGCACAUAAUAUCAAAAGAAAUAAACUGGGGAUCUGUCAAUUAUGGCCCACUGCAUCCUUAUCAAAUGAUGUUGAUGGGACGUGAAAGAAGUAUCCUGUUUUGGAGAGCUCGGGCUGUCAGUUCCAAGGUGAUUUAAGAGGAGAAAUUCGUGAUAGGUCAUUUUGCCUUGUUAUCAGAAGCAAGGGACGAUUUGUUGCUUUUGCAUGUCUAUGAAGAGUGGAGUGCGUAUAUGUAAGAUGCUGACUGCUUGAUACCUUGAGAAGCAGUUGAGAAUUUUUAUUUGAUCCUUCGGCGACACAAAUCUUGAUUGAUUUACUUCUUGACACUGCAAUUUUAACUAUAGGGUUAGUGUCGAUGCAAGUUAAUUCUUCUUGUUUGAUCUUUCAUAGUUGCCCCUCGUAUUAGGAUUACCUUGUACCUAGAAAAUAAAAAAUACAGAGUUAUCAAGGUCACUCCUGCCAUAUCUUUGCACAACAAGAACUACGAGUUAUAUAGUUUCAUGCGCUUUUCGGGGUAUGGUGAAGAAUGCAAUGAAAGUGAUUUAUUUCCCACU
Messenger RNA from Linum tenue, 1132 nucleotides. NCBI's taxonomy places the organism in Eukaryota, Viridiplantae, Streptophyta, Magnoliopsida, Malpighiales, Linaceae. The record is from the annotation of a GenBank genome assembly.